Messenger RNA from Drosophila teissieri, 692 nucleotides. RefSeq lists its product as uncharacterized. The record is from RefSeq and is a predicted model, not a curated record. The coding region runs from base 116 to 607 and encodes 163 amino acids. The transcript has a single exon. Lineage: Eukaryota; Metazoa; Arthropoda; Insecta; Diptera; Drosophilidae.
UGCUGAACAGUGACAGAUUGUGACAGAAAGACCCACAAGUCAAGGAAAUUCCAGACGGCAGGAAAAGCACUUGAAUUGUAUAGGAAACAAGUACAUAUAUUUAAAUUUUUCCAACAUGGGCGCAAGAAUUAGACGCAAUGAACCUUUUACCAGUGACGAAGUGCAGCGUCUUCUUAGAAACCCAUCAAAUAAACCCCACCGAAUGCUCUUAUUUCUGGACACAAGAUUUGCCAGUGAAGACAUAAGGACCUCCGGCCGUGUGAUGCCUGACAUUCACAUCUUUUCCGGACCGUUGGUGGAAAGUUUGAGAUACGGACCCUUUUUGCCGGUGAAUCUGUCCAAGGAGCACUCUUGGGCUUACUCCGUACUCAUGCAACAACCCAUAGUUCGCCCUGCCCAUCCUGGACGAAUUCGCUACACUGCUGUGCCUCAAUGGAGUCCUCCAACGCGUCUCGGACUGGGAAGAAACGUGAUUUUUCCGGAGGACAUCUUGGGACUGAUACUAAUGGCCAUGAUAGUUAACCCCGAAAUCGACACCCUAAUGCGCCUCGAUCCCAUUAAGGCCAUGUCCCUGCUGCUGCGCAUUGCAAACUACUUUCUCAACUGAGUCGGGAUAGUAACAGAUUAUAUGAUUCGUGGGCUGGCUGAUUAGCUAGACCCAUUAGGUGAAAAUAAAUAAAUUAUACAAUAAA